GAGGUGCACCAGCAGCAGCACCCCUUUAUCGUUCACUUCACCUCCAAAUUCCUACCUAAUUUUCGGCCGAUCAACCCACCAUGUCGUCGGAAAAGACCAUCAUGUUGAAGAGCUCCGACGGAGAAACGUUCGAGAUAGAAGAGGUGGUGGCGUUGGAAUCGCAAACGAUCAAACACAUGAUCGAAGAUGACUGUGCGAACACCACCAUCCCUUUACCUAAUGUCACCGGUAAGAUCAUGUCCAUGGUUGUUGAGUACUGUAAGAAGCAUGUCCAGUCGACGAAUACCAAGGGGAAGACUGUUGUUGAUGACGAUCUCAAAGCCUUUGAUUCUGAGUUUGUCAAUGUCGAUCAAGACACUCUCUUUGAUCUAAUUCUGGCUGCAAACUAUCUCAACAUCAAAAGCUUACUCGAUCUGACAUGUAAAACGGUUGCUGACAUGGUCAAGGGCAAGACUACCAAAGAGAUUCGCAAGAUGUUCAACAUCAAGAAUGACUUCACCCCCGAGGAAGAAGAACAAGUCCGCCAUGAGAAUGAAUGGGCAUUUGAUUAGAGAUUCCUCACACCGAAAUUGUCAAUAUCAAGUUAUUAUUAUGUUAGGAUGCUUUUGUUAUUUUCGUAGCGAUUAGUAAGUAAAACCAAUGUUUUAUGAAUAUUCUCUCAGGUAAUAUUACGAGUAAGUAACAAUUAGUAAGUAAAA
This is a messenger RNA of Helianthus annuus (common sunflower), 698 nucleotides long. Its product is annotated as SKP1-like protein 1B. Gene Ontology annotation, biological process: SCF-dependent proteasomal ubiquitin-dependent protein catabolic process. The transcript has 2 exons. Gene Ontology annotation, molecular function: cullin family protein binding. Gene Ontology annotation, cellular component: nucleus; cytoplasm. NCBI's taxonomy places the organism in Eukaryota, Viridiplantae, Streptophyta, Magnoliopsida, Asterales, Asteraceae. Bases 81 to 551 code for a protein of 156 amino acids. The record is from RefSeq and is a predicted model, not a curated record.